AAAUCCUUUGCCUCUGCACGGUCCAGUCCAGCACAUUGACAGAUUUCACGAAUGCGCAGAGAAAUCGAAAGGCUUCCACCUGUCGCAGCCCAUCAGUGGUGCUGGUUCGGUUGGGGAGGGAUGAGAGAGGGAGAGUGAUAGACCGUGCGAAAGAGGAGAGCAGCGCGCGUUCGGGCGGGACAGCAGGGCGCGCAGGACAUCAGCACACCGGCCGGGUCAAGGAGCUGCAAGGAUGGAGAUCCGACCGGACAGGUUCAAGGCGGUGGCGGGGAAAACCUUGGGGAAAAUUCACAGGCUCAUUGAGAAACGACAGGCCAAUGGAGAAACCAUCGAGUUAUCAGCUGAAGGCCGCCCAGAGCUGGUGGAGGAGAAGGAGCUGCCCGUGGUGGACUGCACCUGCUUCGGCCUCCCCAGGCGGUACAUCAUUGCCAUCCUGUGCGGCCUGGGCUUCUGCAUCUCCUUUGGUAUUCGAUGCAACCUGGGUGUUGCCAUUGUUAGCAUGGUCAAUGACCAUACGGUCUACAAAGGCAACAAGGAGGUGCUUGUGGCUGCACAGUUCACCUGGGACCCAGAGACGGUGGGGAUGAUCCACGGCUCCUUCUUCUGGGGCUACAUAGUCACACAGAUCCCGGGUGGCUUUAUAUGUCAAAAGUUUGCAGCCAACAGAGUGUUUGGCUUUGCCAUCGUGGCCACGUCCGUCCUCAACAUGCUGAUCCCAUCUGCAGCUCGCUGCCACUACAGCUGCGUCAUUCUUGUGAGGAUAUGUCAAGGCCUUGUUGAGGGUGUAUCGUACCCAGCCUGCCACGGGAUCUGGGCCAAGUGGGCGCCUCCUCUUGAGAGAAGUCGAUUAGCCACAACAGCCUUUUGUGGAUCCUAUGCUGGGGCAGUGGUGGCCAUGCCUUUAGCGGGGAUACUAGUGCAAUACAUCGGGUGGCCUUCUGUAUUUUAUGUCUAUGGCAGUUUUGGGAUAUUCUGGUAUUUAUUCUGGGUUCUUGUGUCAUAUGAGAGCCCAGCAGUCCAUCCCACUAUCACUCCAGAGGAGAGAAAAUACAUUGAAGAGGCAAUCGGAGAAUCUGCAGCUUUUCUCAAUCCCCUUCAUAAAUUUAAAACGCCAUGGAGAAAUUUCUUCACCUCCAUGCCGGUCUAUGCCAUCAUUGUGGCCAAUUUCUGCAGGAGCUGGACUUUCUACCUGCUGCUCAUCAGCCAGCCUGCAUAUUUUGAAGAAGUUUUUGGCUUUGAGAUCAGCAAGGUGGGCAUCGUGUCAGCUUUGCCCCAUCUGGUGAUGACAAUCAUCGUGCCUAUCGGAGGCCAACUGGCCGACUACCUGAGAACUCACAACCUGAUGUCCACCACCAACGUCAGGAAGCUCAUGAACUGUGGAGGUUUCGGGAUGGAGGCCACCCUCCUUCUGGUGGUCGGAUUUUCUCACACUAAAGUUAUUGCCAUUACUUUCCUGGUCCUCGCUGUGGGGUUCAGCGGCUUUGCAAUCUCAGGGUUUAAUGUUAAUCACUUGGAUAUUGCCCCUCGAUAUGCCAGCAUACUGAUGGGAAUUUCCAACGGAGUGGGAACGUUAUCGGGAAUGGUGUGUCCUCUCAUAGUGGGGGCCAUGACCAAACACAAGACGCGUGAGGAAUGGCAGUACGUCUUCCUCAUAGCGUCCGUCGUCCACUACGGAGGAGUGAUUUUCUAUGGGAUCUUUGCAUCCGGGGAGAAGCAGUGGUGGGCCGACAUAGAGGACACGAGCGAGGAGAAAUGCGGUAUAAUCAAUGAGGACGAACUGGCCAAUGAGACGGAGGAGCUCUACCGUGGAGGCGGCCAGUACGGGGCCAUGGGUCAGCCGGUGGUUGGUUCAAAUGGAGGAGGAGGCGGCGGUGGAGGCGGUGGAGCGGGAUGGGUUACAGACUGGGAUAAGUCUGAGGAGUAUGUGCAACCACCGGGAUACAACUCAUACAUGCAUAGUGGAGGGAAGGAGAAGGAGCUGACAUAGAAGACUGAAGUGAUUCAACAAAAAAUAAGUAAAUGAAAAGAUUGUUUAUGUAGAAGGAUUGUAAAGGAGCUGUUGAGGUACAUUGAGGACAUUUAAGGACAUUUACAGCUGCACAUGUCAAGAGUCUGGAUCCGCUAUGUUGCAGGUGUGUGAGCGUGUGCGUUGGAGUGUGGGUGUGUGUGGGUGUGUGUGUGUAUGGGUGCGCGUGUUUGUGGGUGUGCAGCAGCCAAUGCAGUGAACCUGCAGAAACAUACAGUUUUCAUUUACAAAAUCUGGACUCUUCUCCCAGACUUUCUUCCUGAUCCUGACUUCAUGGUGAAGGACCAGCAGUUUUGUUUCCAAGCCCUUGCUGAGGAGUUUGUGUGUGAGAAAGAAAAAAAGUGGUGGUCUUUUGUUGUUUUUACAUUUUUACUUGUAAGCAUUUUUGAUUUUUUUUUUUUUUCAAUUUAUGGCAUAAAACAGUGUUUAAAUUACAAAAAUACAUUGUGAAAUGGUGCAGCUUCAUAGUUUCAGAAGAAAUUACAAACAUGUCGGUGAAAAGGAGGGUGUUUGUGUCGGCUUGCAUCAGCCUGUGCACAUAAAUAUAAUCUGAUUUUUGAGGGAAUAUGUGUGUGGGGGUGGGCGUAUGUGUUAAAGUGUACCUGGUUUUAGCAGUGUCUCACCCAGGACAGGGUCAACUAUAAGAUAAACAGUUCAGGUCAGAGGUUUACAUGCACCUAGUGAUGCAUUCAACCUAUUCCUUUAUCCAGCACCAGCUCUGUUUGGAGAGCAUACACACCAGGUUACCCAGACACAGUGUGUAUAACAACAUCCAAACACUUCAGCUCUGACUUCAUUUCACCAGCGUAUGUUCGCCAAGUAUUAAACUGGCUUGUCCAGAUCUUUCACAGCCAAUUUUUAAAAAGCUUCAUCAUGCUUUUUUUCAGCGGUAGUCUAGUGCUGUGAGUUUGGUCUAACACAUUUCAUAUUGUUUGCAUGGGGAAAAACUGUAGAAGUUAUUUUCCAGAUCUUGCUGAAGCUCUCUGUGAGUGAUCCUUAGCUUUCUUCACAUUGAAGCCACGUUAACACUGCCACAGACUGACAGAAUGCCUAAGAAAAAAAAUGAAGCCCCUGCAAUAAUUGUUCAUUUCUAGGGUGUGAUGUUUUUAUGUCUAAGAAAACAGUAUUAGCUGUCACGCAUGGUGUCAGAAGCAUCAUGUUGAGGGUCGGUUUUUGGUAUUUGUAUAUUGUCCAAAGUAAGAGGAAUAAUCAGAAAGGAAAACAUUCUUCAACUUCGCCACAAGCCAACAUCCAGCUGGUUCAGUUUUGGAAACAGUUGGAUUUACAAAAAGAACAGUGAUCCCUAAAAAAACAUUAAAAAUGCUUUUUGAAUGGAAAAUGUAGGCUGACAUUAAGAGUAGCAGAGACUUUAAUCAUAUUUUAAAAAUUGUGGACAUUUUAAAUUUUGAUUUGUGCCUUUAACCAAACCAAAAAGCAAACAGAAUUAUCCAAUGACCUACAAACAGCCAGUGGUGUCUCUGCAAAUUGCUGAGGGACAUUUUAAUUAAAUUGUUUGUUGCAUAAUGAUUCAACCCUUCAUAUUCAUAUUUACAAAGAUGGGUGUAUAUAAAUGCCUGACCUGAACUGCACAUAAAAGCAGAAGUUUACUCCUUCCUAUCUGAGACAUGUCAGUAAAUAAAGUGUCGUGACUUCACUGCUCAUUUAGCAGAACAAUGGAUGCUGUAAACCCUGACCUCACACUUCAAGGGGUCAAGCCUUUCCUUCUGUCUCUGGAGCUCCUUUUCUUCUGGUCUCUCUUUGCCUUUUUAUUUUUCUCUCUGUCUUUUCUAGCUUAAUUUCAGUCGUGUGAGGGGGUGUGUGGGGUGUGUGUGUGUGUGUGUGUCAAGGGGCCAGGUGUCGCGUGUGCAUGUGUGGCAGCAAGUGUGCGGUUGUGUCAGAUGCCGGUGCUGAAAAAUUGUGCGGUGAGCAUGUUUUAAUUGGCACAACUUUCCAGCCCUCUCUCUUUUUUUCCCACUCAUGAUGCACAACAACAUACAGAGUGUUUAUUUCAUCCAUGCACAGCAAAGUGCAAACACGCAGAAAGAAUGGUGACACAGAUUUUAAUCAUAAAAGAGAAACCCACUACUGCCAAUAAGCAAGCAUUUUCUGGCAAACAUUGUCAGUGAAUGUGUAACCAGUCAGAUGUUUCUUUUUGCACACCCUGUUAUAGUGUCCAUCUCUGUUUCUGACUGCUCAAGAUUUUCUUGCAGACGAACUACUGAACUGCCUAACCUGCUGAGAGCACUGCAUUGAAUUCAUGAAAUAAUGCAUGCAUGCUCAAAAACAUAACUCCUGCUUUAAUGUUAAGUAACAAAUUUCAAAUGAAAAAAAUGUAUGAGUCCUUCUCGGAUCCUGUUUGUUAUUAACUAAGAAUGUUAAAACGGAUGUGAGGGCACAACAAUGUUGGUAGCCUCUGUUGACAAAUCAUUUUUUAAAAGGUUAAGCCAGAUGUUGUUCUGAGUGUAACGUAUUUAAGACAUGAAUGAUUAUUUCUUAUGUAACAAUUUGUUUCCGUGUGUUGUAUCAGUGUAUCUUUAAUAGAUUUUCUUCUUUGUCAAAAGUUUUGGCUGUUCAAAUGUUCUCCUCUCCUCUCGAUGAAAUGCGUGGUUGCUGGGUGAGAGUUGGUGUACAAAGAAGAAAAAAGAAGUAUCAUAAUUUAAACUUGCAGAAAUGUGGAAAUAUUUUAUGUAUAAAAAAAUGUACAUGUGAGGUGAACCUUGUGUAAAAUAAAGAUUGGAGCGACUUCAGAUGGUUUCAACGAAAUC
This is a messenger RNA of Xiphophorus hellerii (green swordtail), 4791 nucleotides long. It is a transcript of the gene slc17a7a, whose product is annotated as solute carrier family 17 member 7a. Gene Ontology annotation, cellular component: excitatory synapse; synaptic vesicle membrane. Gene Ontology annotation, molecular function: neurotransmitter transmembrane transporter activity; L-glutamate transmembrane transporter activity. The record is from RefSeq and is a predicted model, not a curated record. The transcript has 13 exons. Gene Ontology annotation, biological process: regulation of synapse structure or activity; synaptic transmission, glutamatergic; transmembrane transport. NCBI's taxonomy places the organism in Eukaryota, Metazoa, Chordata, Actinopteri, Cyprinodontiformes, Poeciliidae. The coding region runs from base 233 to 1987 and encodes 584 amino acids.